Molecule: messenger RNA, 1090 nt
Organism: Cucurbita moschata (crookneck pumpkin)
Lineage: Eukaryota; Viridiplantae; Streptophyta; Magnoliopsida; Cucurbitales; Cucurbitaceae
Product: elongation factor 1-delta-like
Exons: 8
Coding region: 109-789 (226 amino acids)
Biological process (GO): translational elongation
Cellular component (GO): eukaryotic translation elongation factor 1 complex; cytosol
Molecular function (GO): guanyl-nucleotide exchange factor activity; translation elongation factor activity
Source: RefSeq, a predicted model, not a curated record
UUUAAAUACUCGACAAAGCCGAAGCCCUAAAACCCCUUCAGCUUCUGCAAUACUUUAUUUGUGAGUUCUAGCCUUGGUGUUGGCGGAAGAAAUCAAAAUCACUCAGCAAUGGCGGUUUCAUUGAGCGAUGUCAAGUCGGAAGCCGGUCUAAAAAAACUCGACGACUACUUGCUCAGUCGUAGCUACAUUUCUGGGUAUCAAGCUUCGAAGGAUGAUAUUGCUGUUUACGAAGCUCUAUCCAAACCCGUUUCCAGCGACUAUGUCAACGUAUCUAGGUGGAGCAAUCACAUCGAAGCACUCUUGAGAGUCUCUGCUGUUUUUGGAGAGGGUUCCGGCGUUAAGUUCGAUUCUGCAGAAGCAAUUGCAACUCCACCAGCUGCUGAUGCAAAGGCUAGCGGUGCUGACGACGACGACGACGAUAUGGAUCUAUUUGGCGAAGAGACUGAAGAGGAAAAGAAGGCCGCUGAGGAGCGUGCAGCUUCCAUAAAGGCUUCAUCAAAGAAGAAAGAGAGUGGCAAAUCAUCAGUUCUGAUGGAUAUCAAACCUUGGGAUGAUGAAACUGACAUGAAGAAACUUGAAGAGGCUGUAAGAAGCGUUCAGAUGGAAGGCUUGCUUUGGGGAGCAUCCAAACUCGUCCCUGUUGGAUAUGGUAUCAAGAAACUGCAGAUAAUGCUCACAAUUGUUGAUGACCUUGUGUCCGUUGACACUCUCAUUGAAGAAUAUUUGACAGCUGAACCCAUAAACGAGUAUGUCCAGAGCUGUGAUAUCGUUGCCUUCAACAAAAUCUAAGGUCAGCUUCUAUCGAGCCCAAGAGCAGGUCGUUCCAAAGAUGAGAUCAAGUCUACGAAUGAAUGCGUGUUGUUAUUUGUUCAUGAUUGCAUGCCUGUUUCUCGCUUUAUUAGUCUACACUAAGUAUACUUUUGUUUUGGGUCCCGUCUUCUAUGAAGUCAUGGCAUUGCUCAAUCUUGUCUUGCUCAAUCUUGUCUUGCUCAAUCUUAUCUUAAUAAGAUCCAGUGAUACGCAUAUGUGCUAUGAACUUGAUGAACUUAUUGAUGAUUUGAAGAUGUGAAUGAAAUAUGUCCAAAUAAAA